Molecule: messenger RNA, 5382 nt
Organism: Drosophila busckii
Lineage: Eukaryota; Metazoa; Arthropoda; Insecta; Diptera; Drosophilidae
Gene: RhoGAP93B
Product: hornerin
Exons: 14
Coding region: 559-4587 (1342 amino acids)
Biological process (GO): signal transduction
Cellular component (GO): cytoskeleton; cytoplasm
Molecular function (GO): protein binding; GTPase activator activity
Source: RefSeq, a predicted model, not a curated record
UUGUCUCGCCGACGGUCGGUUGAACGCGUAAAGAUUGAUAAAAAUAUAUUUAUUAAGUUAAUUAAAUAUAAUAAAAUCGUAGGACGUAUGUGAGUGUUUUCUUUUUGACGGCGGUGUGCAGUGAAUGUUAAUGUGCCGAAUGAAACAAUUGUAAAGCAAACUAAUAAACUCAAUUAAUAGUCAUUGAAAGGAAAAUGCAUUUGCAAUUGUGUAAACGAAAAGCUAAACGAAAAAAUGGCCUUUAAAUUAAACCAUAAAUGUGAAAGUGUUGACCACGCGUCUGUGAAAAAGGAGUGCGCGUGGUAGCAAAAAAAAGAAGAAAAAUCAAUUGAAAAAGAAAAAUUGCAUUUCGCUGCCAGCCCGAAACGGAAAAUAUAUAAGUGUAUUAGUUGGAGUAGUAGUCGUCGUCGUCGUAGUAGUAGUGGUGUGGAAAAUAUUAAGUUGCUGUUAGCUGCGCGAGUUUUGUGGGGUGCAGAAGUAGCAAAAAAGGAGACAGCGACGAAAGUGCCCGUCCCCCCAGCUUUUGCAGCAACCAAGUGGCCAGAAAGCGUUGGAAAAAUGAGUUCAAGUUGUGAAAGAUUAGAAUGGGUAGAAAUUAUCGAGCCACGCACCAAGGAGCAUAUGUAUGCCAAUUUAACAACUGGCGAAUGCGUUUGGGAUCCACCUGAGGAUGUGCCAAUUAAGCGCACAGACUCAUCGCAGUGGUGGGAAUUGUUUGAUACGAAUACUCAGCGCUUCUAUUACUACAAUGCGGCUACGCAGAAAACCGUGUGGCAUCGGCCCAGCAAGUGUGAUAUCAUACCGCUGGCCAAGCUGCAGACGCUCAAGCAGAACACCGAUCCCAGCGAGCGGCGUGAGCACACCACGCCACAGAAGCAAUCGUCGCAGUCAAGGCAACAGCAACAGCCACAAUUGGCGUCGCCCAUGUCGUCGGCAAAUAAGAAAACUGGGCGUAGUCAGCGCAGCAGUGGCAACGGCACUGUGGCCAGCUCCGAGGAGAAACUGUCCAGCUCCACGGGUAAUGAAAUGAUCUCUAGUCCGCGUGGCCGCCAAAGCUUUCGUGUCGGCACGGGUGAUUCAUCCCGUUCCAUGGAUAUGCAGCAGCCAUCGCAUCAACAGCAGCAACAACAGGCAUAUGCCUCUCGUCGCUCCCAAGACUCGUGUAACCACUACAAGGAAUCUGGCAAAUCCAGCGACUCCAGCCUGUCCAGUGCUCAUGGCUAUCGCCGCUUUAAUGAUGCCGCCAAUGGGGGGCCCAGCGCUCAUGCGGAUGGACUGCGGCUGGGCUCGUUGCAAAAACAAGCACGCGCAGCUGGCAAGGAUAAUGGCGCCUUUGAAAUGCUGCAAGAAAGCGUAAGCGCACAUAAUUUACCGCAUGGCUUGUCAUCGGCCUCCACGGGCUUCGUUGGUGGUAGUGGUGGCGUCCCAGACAACAAGUACUUUGAUCAUCAGCUGCUGCCUGGUCAUAUGCAGGGCUAUUGCUCCUCGAAGUCAUCCGAUAUUGCCUCACCAACACAUUCGAUAAAUACGCCGCAGGCGCAGAAGAAGAAAAUCUCACCCGUUGAUGAGCGACAAUACAACUACGCACAACAGCAACAGCAACAGCAGCAGCAACAACAACGCAACUCACAACGUGCAGCAGCUGGAGCUGGUGGUGUUGGCAAAGCUUUUGGUGCAGCCAUGGCUGAUCGCGAGUACAAAGUAUCGCUGGCACGCUCUGGCAGUUUUAUGUCCUCGUCCAUUAAUCCUGCCGCUGCCGGACAUCACAGUAAAUCGUAUCGCAAGAGCAGUGCCGAGGCCAAUGGCGGCGGCGGCGGUGGUGCUGCCAGUGAUGACUCCAUGCAUGAGAAAUACUUCAAGUCGGUGGAGAACACGCCGCUGUCGCGUCGCCGUCACACAACCAAUGCCAAGAGUCAUGGCAGCGGUGGCGGCGGCGCCAGUGGCAGCAAUACAGCCACCAGCACCGCCGGCAGCGGCAGCAGCAGUCACAAGAAGCACUCGAGCGACUCCAGUCCACAGAGUCCCAUCAGUCCGCAGACGAAGAGUUCGCGUCAGGCCAAGACCAGCGCUACGAAUCCGCCGCCGCAGCUGCAGCUGCAGCAUUCACCGCGCAUCCAAGAGCCCGGCUGUGGCAUGGAUUUGCUCAGCUUGGAGCGCAUAUCGCUGGGCAAGCCAGGCCCUGUUUCGCCCAGCGGCAACUCUGAUAAUCUGGGCAUGAUGACGCACUCGUCGCGCGGCUCCAACGACUCGGCAGCCAGGCAGCGUCAGCGUUCGAACAACUCAACUGCAAAUCGCUCGCAGACACAUCACUUGGCCAGCGGUCAGGGCUCGCUGCGGCACAGCGCCAGCUCCAGUCUGGACAAGCGUGGCUAUCAGAUGCUGCAGAGCGGCAGCGGCAGCGACUCGCGCCGCCACAAGACGCCGCAACAUUUGCAGGCGGACAACAGCGAUGUGGAGUACGACAACGGCAACAUUUCGCCGCUGUAUAGCAACUGUGGUCAGGAGAUGCCGCAUUUGCUGCCCCUCAAGCAUUAUAUUCGAGAGCAGGCCAAGCUGUUUGGUCGCUAUGAUUAUGGUGCUGAUGGCGCUGGCGACUCGGACUCCUAUCACUCGGAUAGUCAGUCGGAGCAUUCGCUGUCGGGGCAUGAGCCAGACAAUGAGGACUCUGACGGCGGCUCUGACUCGCAUGGCGGCUACUUGGAGCAUAAUUAUGGCAUGAUUGAUGACUAUGCCAACAUGGGCGACAGCGCCUCCUACUAUGCGUAUCAGUAUCCGCCCUACGAUCCAGCUGGACGUGAAGAAAUUUCCGAUAAUGUGGAGGCUGUGCUGGAUAGUAUUGGUGGCAACACAGAGCCCACAGCAGCGGCGACCAAGCCAAAGCCACGCUAUCAGAUCUCAUACUAUGACACAGUCUCGCACAGUCCAUCCUCCUCCUCCACGGUGGCGCCGGGCCAUCAGUAUAAUCAGCAGCUGUACUCUAAUACGCCAGCGUAUCCGUAUCAUGGACAUGGCUUGGGUCAGCCACCAGCACCACCACACCAGCAGCAGCUGCAUUUGGAUCCCAGCGAUGCAGCCAGCGCCAAGCAGAAACAAUCGCAGACGCUGCCCUCACCAAAUCGUCAAAUCUCACGUUUGGCCAAAGAUGACGCCAGCCAUGGGCAGCCACAGCAGCAGCAGCAACAGUCACCACAACAACAUCAGCAUCAGCAGCAGCACCAGCAACAGCCACAGCAGCAUAUGUCGAGUCUUAAUCGUGGCCCUGUUGCCAAUCACAAGCUGAAUCCGCCAUCGCUUAAGCCCACCAUACAACAGAUCUUUCCGCCCAGCGAGCGUGCGCCUGGUGCCACAACGCUGGCCUGCAUGAAGGAAUGUGAUAUUGAAAAGUUUGCCGCAGACAAUCUCAAUCUGCACUCCAAGGGUAUUUUUCGCAAAAAGGCUUCAGUGCGUGAUAUGCUCAGCUGGACACAGGAGGCCAUAAGCCGGCCCAUGUUGGCGCUCUCGCGCGACAAGGCUGACAAAAAGACAGCGAUGGAGCUGUUCAAGCUGGUGCAAAUCUAUAUGGGCGAUCGCAAGGCGCGCCAGGGCAUGAGCCUAAACUCCGUGGCCAUAGACAUCAUAACCGCCUCAUUGCCACAGCAGCAAUUGCGUGAUGAGCUUUAUGUGCAGCUCUGUCGCCAGACGACGGAGAAUCCCAAGCGUGAGUCGCUCAUACGCGGCUGGGAGUUAAUGGCCAUAUGUUUGUCCUUUGUGCCGCCCUCGCCCACGUUUCAACCAACGCUGCUCAACUAUGUUAAUCGUCAUCGUGAUCCAUCGUUUGCCACUGGCUUUAUGGAGGUUUGUAAAUGGCCCAUACAUGUGCAGAUCUCGCACUAUGCCACUGUUUGCUGUCGUCGCUUGGAUCGCAUAGGCAGCAGUGGUCGUCGCUUGGCCAAGAAGCCCUCCGGGGAUGAAGUGGAGCAAGCGCGCCAACAAAUUUUGCGCAAUAGCAUGUUUGGCAAUACACUGGGCGAGGUUAUGGAGCUGCAAAAGGACAAAUUUCCGUUUAGAAAAUUGCCCUGGAUACAAACUACGCUUUCGGAGCAUGUACUGCUGCUUAAUGGCAAGCAAACUGAGGGCAUCUUUCGUGUAUCCGCCGAUGUGGAUGAGGUCAAUUGCAUGAAGAAUCGUUUGGAUCGCUGGGAUGUGCCUGACUAUACAAACAACAUGGUUGAUGCACAUGCGCCUGCUAGUUUGCUUAAGCUGUGGUAUCGCGAACUGUAUGAUCCGCUUAUACCCGAUGACUACUAUGAGGAUUGCGUGAAUACUGAGGAUCCCGAUAAAGCCAAAGAAAUAGUUAAUAAGUUACCCCAAAUUAAUCAGCUGGUUCUAACGUAUCUAAUACAUUUUCUGCAACAAUUCUCAAACUCUGAUGUGGUCAGCUGCACUAAAAUGGACUCUUCGAAUCUGGCUAUGGUGUUUGCGCCAAAUUGUCUGCGCUGCACUUCAGAUGAUCCCAAGGUGAUACUGGAGAAUGCGCGCAAAGAGAUGUCCUUUAUACAUGUGCUCAUCCAGCAUAUGGAUACAACGCAUGUGGCCAAUCUGGUGUAGAGCUGCUUGAAAAACAACCAAUGAUUAUACCUACCUACUUAUAUAUAUUAUAUAUAAAUAAUAUGUAAACGUUAUUAGCCUAUCCUAACAAACUUACCCUAUGCUAUUGAAACUUGUAACUUGAAUUUGUAUUUCUACAAAAGUGUGAAAAUGUAGCACAGACAAUGUGCUGCUAAAAACUAACUCCUAACUUUAACUUUAACUACCUAUACUUUACUUUUGCUACUCGAAUUUUUCUUACUACUUAUUCAAAUAAUUUUAACAACAAAACGCCUAUACCGCUUUAAUAUAGCAAGAAACCGAAACAAAUACUCACAAAUUUGUCAGCAAUGUAACGUGUAGUGCUUUUGAAACCAAAAACUAAAAAUUUAAUUGAAUUUGAAUAAUUGAACUGUAAACUAAUUGUGUGCAUGCAAUUAUAGUUUAAUUUGUUUGUUUCCAAACAUAAUUUAUGAAAUUUAAAGCAAAAUACUCAACACUCAAGCUUCUAAAUGAGUGUACUGCAAAAGAUGCCAGUAUACAAAUCAAUAAAUUAAACAUGAAAAAUUUGCUUAAAAACUUAGUGCUAUAAACACACAAUAUACAACACAAAAAGUAUUUAUUCGUAUGCAUAAAUUAAUUAAUAAAUAUAUAUAUACAUAUGUUAUACAGUGCAACAGAAUUAUCAAGUGAGGUACACUGAAAGCUAAGCAAGCGUUAAUCUAUAGGAUACCAAACUAUAAGAGCAAUUGAACAUAUAUAAAUAUGUGUGUAUGUAUGUAAAACCCGAACGAGUUCGAUUUAAAGCAUGAGAGU